Messenger RNA from Brassica oleracea var. oleracea, 1201 nucleotides. Its product is annotated as eukaryotic translation initiation factor 3 subunit A-like. Bases 109 to 1056 code for a protein of 315 amino acids. The transcript is spliced from 3 exons. The record is from RefSeq and is a predicted model, not a curated record. Gene Ontology annotation, molecular function: transcription coregulator activity; RNA binding. NCBI's taxonomy places the organism in Eukaryota, Viridiplantae, Streptophyta, Magnoliopsida, Brassicales, Brassicaceae. Gene Ontology annotation, cellular component: nucleus. Gene Ontology annotation, biological process: regulation of DNA-templated transcription.
CAAUGAGAUAAAACAAAACAAAAGUUUCCAGCAAUCAGCAAUCUCUAUCGUGCGCUCCCAAUCCCCCUAGGGUUUUUUUUCCUCCUCCGCUCGACAAUCGGAGAGAAAAUGGGUUCUAAUGAAAGAGAGGAUCAUACGACGACGACGCGGCAGCAUCACCCGCCUCACAUUAGCAGUCUCGUCGUGCGUACGUCCGGAAGCAACGACGGAGAAGUUGACCGCCUCGCCGCCACCGGAGAUGUCUCCCGUGACCGGCCUUCAUUUUCUCGCUCGGAUCGUCAUAAGGCUGACAAUGGACAUAGAACUCGUCCAAGUUCCACCUCACCACCCCGUCGUCCGUACGAAGAUCACCGACACGGCUCUGAUCUAAACCAUUCAGGUGCGGCGCCGCCUCGUGGGCGUGAGUUCAGCGGCAGGAGGGAAUCUUCUGGGAGAUACAGAGACUAUUCACCACCACGCCAUGUUAGAGGUGGAGCUGGUGGUCGUCGUUUUGAUGGGCCUGAACCUGCUCACAAGGUGCAACCAAGAGAUGGGGAUUGGUACUGUCUAGAUCCAUUAUGCAGAAACUUGAACUUUGCGAGGCGAGAAGUGUGUUACAAGUGCAAGAGGCAUCGCUAUGCACGUCCCAAUAGUCCGCCACCGCCUCCCAUGAAUCUUUCUCCAAGAAGAGACUUCAACGGCUACAGGUCUUCUCCUCCACGUGGCUACCCUAGAGACUACCCUCCACCAAGACUUGACCAUCCCACAUGGAGAGACAGAGACCGUGACCGUGACCGUCUGCGUUACUCAGAUCUUGAGUACCCUCCUAACAGAAGAAUAGUAUCUGACUGGGUUCAUCCUCAACCACUCCCAAAACCUCACUACGAGAGACGACCACCUCUCGGUCCACCGCGUGGGGGAAGAUGGGAACGACGACAUUCAAGAGAGAGGAGCAGAUCGCCGCCAUUGAGAGACGGUCCACCACCACCACAUCCAAUGAGAGGAGGUCCACCACCGCUCAGAGAUUACCGCCGUGACAGUUGCUUCGAUAGGCGUGGCGACAGAGACAGGAUGUGAAACUCUUACUAAUGCAAAACUUUGUAUGUCUUGGGAGUCCAGUUAGACGGUUCAAAAAUUUUCCCUGAAAAAAUUCAAUGUGACCUUGUAUUACACCUUAGAUUCUUUUGUUCCAUUUUUAAAUAUUAGCAAAACAUUUGUGCUC